UGGCACUCUUAACAUUUUUUAUUUUCUAGAUUUGACUGUCUUGUCUCUAUUGUAUAAUAACCGACCGGUGUAGUAUCAGACAGACAAGUAUGUAAUGUAUGUAGAAGUACUCCAUUGAUUCAUCUCACCACCUUACCUUAAUUAGGACGAUGAUAACUCCAUUCCUCAUCUUUCUCCUUCAAUUCACUGCUUUCACAACAAACGCUUCUUCUUCUUCUUCUUCCACUCACUCCAAUCUCACCCACAUUUUCCAGGAUAUUUUGAAAGCAAUAUCAGCCAAACAAAAGUGGGAUUUAAACGAUGUAACAGUAUUCAACUUCGAUGUUGGUAAAAUUAGGUUUGGAACUUCUCAAACCUAUCAAUUUCGAAUUGGGUCUGGUAAGAAUAACUUUACUGUUAAAUUCUCCGAUCAAGUUUCUUCUUGGAAUAAUAACAAGCUUACAACACCUAAACCCGAUUUAGCUUCUCUUCUUAAUCAACUCAGUUCCAUUAUUUUCCUUCAUGAUAUCAAAUUGGAAGGUCCCUUUCAAUUAAGGGUUGAUCAAUUUCACCACCUUUCGCUCAAUUUGCCUAUGAAUGUUACAUAUUCUGGUUUGAAACACAUCAUUGUUGGUGAAGGUAUUACGGUUGAAGUAAGAAGAGCAAAAGAAAUAUCUUUUUAUUAUCGUUCGGAUCUAGAUCCGCAAAUGAAUGGAAGUGUUGUGUGUAGAAAGGGGAAGAGUGAGUUCUGGCCGUUUUUGCAAUCUACGUGUGUGCCUCUAAUUCCCAUACGCGUAAUAGGUUCUGCAUCAUUGAUUGCGUAUGGAGCUCGGAAUCCCUAUGCACAAAUAGGGACUGCGUUGAUUUCUGAGGAUACUGUUGAGCUGCUUCCAGAAAAAUGUUAUCAUGGCUGUGUGUUUAGAAAGCGAGCAUGUCCUGUUGCUUCCAUAAAUUUGAGAUUAAGUUUGUUGGAGAAAAUUUUGAGAAGUCUUCUUGGUCACAAGAUCCUUCAAGAUAGAUUUUCUGGCCUCAUCAAAGCAAAUAUCAAAGCAUCUGUUGCUGUAAAGUUCCCUCUAGAAUUGGAAAGAGAAAUAGGAAAUAAUGCCACCCUUAAUAAAUUGCCUGAUUGGAGAACAAGGCCAAGUGUCGAAAGGGUCUGGUUUGAAAUAAUGGCUCGAGUUGAGGAUAGCAGGCUCAAGCCUCUUUCAAUCAAGAGAGUUAAACCUUUCAUUGAAUCUGAUUCAGUUUCCUGGGCUAAUUUGAUGUCUAAUAUGUCCUAUACAAAGUUGCGACCUGUUCUUCUUCCUCCAGAGGCUCUUACACUUGACGUGAAAUGGUAGGAGAUACUCCUGUGUAAGUUAUGAUACUUCCUUUUUUGACACUUUUAUAGGCUAUGUUUGUAGAUUUGUUUUUGUUAUGUACAAGCAUUCACUAAAUCUUGUAAAAUACCACUCGCACACUCACGGUUGGUCUUGUAAAUACCAAAACAGAAGAAAGAAGUGAAAGAUAAUUUGCUUUUUACUUGCUUCAA
This is a messenger RNA of Trifolium pratense (red clover), 1510 nucleotides long. RefSeq lists its product as uncharacterized. The coding region runs from base 150 to 1319 and encodes 389 amino acids. The record is from RefSeq and is a predicted model, not a curated record. The transcript is spliced from 3 exons. NCBI's taxonomy places the organism in Eukaryota, Viridiplantae, Streptophyta, Magnoliopsida, Fabales, Fabaceae.